GACACGUCCUGAGUCUGUUCGUGUCCGCCUCUGUGCUGCUCUCCUCCGUCUCCUCCGCUAGCUUAGCCUGCUAGCUGGCAGCUCAGGUAAACAUGGCCAUGUCCCAGGCUCUAUCAGAGGAGGAGUUCCACCGCAUGCAGGCUCAGCUGUUGGAGCUGCGGACUCAGAACUACCAGCUGUCUGAUGAUCUCAGGAAGAACUCAGCAGAGCUGAACGCCGUCCGUCAGAAGAAUGUGGUUCUGGAAAGAGAUUUUGUCAAAGCACAGAAGGCUCUGAAUAAAAGCAAGAAAGCUCAGGAGGUGGAGGCGUUGCUGAGUGAGAAUGAGAUGCUUCAGGGGAAACUUCACAGUCAGGAGGAGGACUUCAGACUACAGAACAGCACGCUGAUGACUGAACUCUCCAAGCUGUGUACGCAGAUCGAGCAGCUGGAGCAGGAGAACAAGGGUCUGAAGGACGGAGGAGCAGCUGCUGCGUCCACUCCGCCACCCAACCCCACCUCCAGCCCCGUGGACGGAGAGCUGCUCCGCCUCCAGGCUGAAAACUCCACCCUGCAGAAGAAAAUGAAAGCGCUCCAGGAGCGAUAUGAGAAAGAGCUCCAGAGACAGCAGGUCGCCCAGGGCAACCAGAGCGCCACCACAGAGAGCGACGGCUCAGCCGGCGCCAACGGAGUCUCUGAUGUCACAGGGAGAGGGGAGGAGCCAGGAGCAGAGGGAACCAAUGAGAGACUGGAACAGACGGAGGCUCAGCUGGAGCACAAAGACAAACAGCUGCAUGGCCUGUCAGAGAAGAGCGUAGAGAAGAUUGUAGCUAAGCAGGCAGCGCUAGGCUGGUCGGCUGCUCUCUGUCCAAUAACUCACUGCUUUGGACCAGAGCUGGAGAUGGCACUGAACACCGAGCAGGAGGAGAAGAGGCUGCUGAGGGAGCAGAUCCACAACCUGGAGGCGUCCAAACAGGCUGAAAUCACCAAACUGCAGGAAGAGAUAACGAAGCUGUCUGACAAAUUAAAGAAGAAACAGGAGAGUUUUCAGCGUCUGCAGGGAGAGAAGGAGGCUCUGUACAACGACAGCAGGACAAAGAUCGAUGAGAUCAACCAAAGGAAAGAAGAAGAGCUUAAGGCCACAAACCUCCGUAUCCAGAAACUACAGUCGGACGUCAUGGCAACCAAUCAGGUGACGGCUGAGCUGAGAGAGCAGCUGCAGAGCAAAGACAAAGAACAUGAACUGGCUCUGCACACCCUGAAAGACCAGGUAGCCAGUCAGAGCGCAGUCAGUCAGGAGCAGGUGGACAACAUCCUGCAGGAGAACGAUGCUCUGAGGACAAACCUAGCUGCUCUAGAACAGGAGAACAGUGCUCUGAGGACUAAUCUGUGCGCUCUUGAACAGAUCCAGACGGUGAAGACGCAGGAGAUGAAUCUGUUGCGUGAGCAGCAGGAGGCGCUGACAUCCGAGCUGCAGCAGAGACGAGCCGAACAGGAGAGUCUGCUGGCUCAGAGGGACGACCUGGACUCUCAGCUGCAGGAGUCGAGUUUUGCCAACAGGAAGUUGUUGGAGCAGUUAACAGAAGAAGGACAAGAGAAGGAUAAACUGCUGAGAGACCUGGACGAGGCCAAGAAGACAGCAGAGAAGAGGAAGGCGAUGUUGGACGACAUGGCGAUGCAGCUGAACCAGGAGAAGUCUGACCACAAGGAGGCGCUGUCAGACCUCAAACUGCAGCACGAGAAAGAGGUCCUUGGGGUGAGGGCUCGAUAUGAGAAGGAGCUCCGCGGCCUCCAUGAAGAGAAGAAUCGGUCUGAGGAGGAGAUCCGACAGCAGCUCAGAGAUGAAAAGGCUCGGACGAAGGAGCUGGAGGGUCUCCAGCAGCGGGUGGAGGAGCUGCAGGCUCAGGUUCAGUCCAUGGAGGGAACCAAAGGAUGGUUCGAGAGACGCCUGAAGGAGGCCGAGGAGAACAUUGAGAAGAACUCUCUGGAACAUCAGGAGGGGAUCGAGCAGCUGCAGAAAGAACACACACUUCAGCUGGAGGAGAAGCAGUUGGAGAUGGAGGGAGUGAAGCAGCAGCUGGUGGAGGUGGAAAAACAGAAGGAAGAACAGAACGACACCAUCGGAAAACUCAAACAGGAGAUAAAGGACACUGUGGACGGUCAGAGGAUUCUAGAGAAGAAGGGAAGUGCAGCGCUGAAGGACUUGAAGCGGCAGCUGCAGCUGGAGAGGAAGAGAGCCGACAAACUGCAGGAGAGACUCCAAGAGAUCCUGACCAACAGCAAGACCAGGACAGGUCUGGAGGAGCUCGUCCUGUCAGAGAUCAACAGUCCCAGUCGGACUCAGCAAACCGGAGACUCGUCCUCAGUCUCCUCCUUCUCCUACAGAGACAUGAUGAAGGAGUCUCAGCCCUCCAAUCAGAACAAGUCUGGAGGCGGCAGCCCUCAGUCCCAGCGUCCUGCUGAACUGUCUGAUGACGAGGUCGGCGAGCUGUUCCUGCGACUGGCUGAGGUCCAGCAGGAGAAAUGGUUGCUGGAGGAGAAGGUGAAACAUCUGGAGGUGAGCUGUUCGUCGAUGGCUGAAGAUAUCUGCAGGAAGAGCUCCAUUAUAGAGACCUACGUGAUGGACAGCCGCAUAGACGUGUCUGGCAGUGCCAUCGGGGGUCACGGAGCCUCUCAGGGGGACAGAGGAGGUCUGGGCUCGGUCCUCAGGGAUCUGGUGAAACCUGGAGACGAGAACCUGAGAGAGAUGAACAAGAAGCUGCAGAACAUGUUGGAGGAGCAGCUGACCAAGAACAUGCACCUGCAGAAGGACCUGGAAGUUUUGUCCCAGGAAUUAGUCCGUCUCAGUAAAGAGAGCAGUCCUGGUGGCAGUGCAGCAGGAUCGGGAUGAGACUAUCGCCUGAAUCUAUCCGUCCAUUCCCUUCCUUCCCACUACUGUUCACCUCAGCUGGGCUCAGACUAACACCUGGAACCAACAUUUUUAUUUCCUCCUCCCUCCCCAUUCCCUGCAAUCAUAACCUGCUUCGGGCUUGGACUAAUGUCUGGAGCCACUACGAUUUCACCAUCUCAGUCUGCCUGCUGGACUGCGACUCAAUACUGGAAUCUGUUGUUUCU
Centropristis striata (black sea bass) is the source of this 3091-nucleotide messenger RNA. It is a transcript of the gene gripap1, whose product is annotated as GRIP1 associated protein 1. Lineage: Eukaryota; Metazoa; Chordata; Actinopteri; Perciformes; Serranidae. The transcript has 30 exons. Gene Ontology annotation, cellular component: extrinsic component of postsynaptic early endosome membrane; postsynaptic recycling endosome; glutamatergic synapse. The record is from RefSeq and is a predicted model, not a curated record. Gene Ontology annotation, biological process: regulation of recycling endosome localization within postsynapse; neurotransmitter receptor transport, endosome to postsynaptic membrane; regulation of neurotransmitter receptor transport, endosome to postsynaptic membrane. Bases 93 to 2867 code for a protein of 924 amino acids.